Molecule: messenger RNA, 8159 nt
Organism: Wyeomyia smithii (pitcher-plant mosquito)
Lineage: Eukaryota; Metazoa; Arthropoda; Insecta; Diptera; Culicidae
Gene: Tor
Product: serine/threonine-protein kinase Tor
Exons: 6
Coding region: 402-7754 (2450 amino acids)
Biological process (GO): TOR signaling; protein phosphorylation; negative regulation of macroautophagy
Cellular component (GO): TORC2 complex; nucleus; TORC1 complex
Molecular function (GO): protein serine/threonine kinase activity; protein binding; protein-containing complex binding
Source: RefSeq, a predicted model, not a curated record
CGUCAGAUGUGUGUGCAAAAGUUGUCCGAGUGGUGUGUUUUGCGAUAAAGAAUUGCAAAAACCAGCUGUAUAAUUGCAUCAAAACCAAACAAAAAGUGGUGUAAAAGUUCAAUAAAGCUUUCCCGCAGUUAAUGCGGGUACAAUUUCCGCCGGAAAAACGGAAUCCAGUGCGAAAAGUGCAUUUUUCGCCGCUUCCUGUAGCGCCGGCAAAUCCCGUAAGCGGCGCGACCGUCGUUUUUGUGCUCCAUCGAUUUUCUCCUCUUCGUCGAUUGUUUUCAUCCCCACUCAAUCGGCACUUCCAUCACCACCCCCCGGGGUGGCCCACAGGCUACGGUGUUUUGCUCGAUCAAGCCGGUCUUUGACCGCUGGUUUGUUUACAAAACAAACGUGCGUAAAACGCCAUGUCGAACGUGGUGCAGCAAUUUGUGAAUGGGUUGAAAAGCCGCAACAAAGAUGCCCAGAAUAAGGCCGCACAGGAGCUGUCGCUUUACGUUAAGACGGAGCUCCGCGAAAUGCAACAGGAUGAUCUGCUGGCGUUCUUCGAGGAUUUUAACCAUCACAUUUUCGAGAUGCUGUCCAGUCCCGAUACAAAUGACAAAAAGGGUGGCGUGUUGGCUAUAAAUUGUCUCAUCAGCGGAGACGUGGUCAACACAACGACCCGCAUCUCGCGCUACUCGAACAACCUCCGCAAUCUGCUACCGUCGAGCGAUAUUUGUGUGAUGGAAUUGGUGGCCAAGGUGCUGGUAAAGUUAGCCCUUCUACCGGGUUCCAAAGGUGCUGAGUCGUUCGAGUUUGACAUCAAACGUGCCUUCGAAUGGUUAACCGAGGAACGAACCGAGGGUAAACGUCAUGCCGCGGUGCUCGUACUGCGCGAGUUGGCCGUGGCAAUGCCGACGUUUUUCUACCAGCAGGUGGGCAGCUUUUUCGAGCACAUUUUCGUACCGAUCAAGGAUCCAAAACCGAUGAUCCGAGAGGGCGCUGGUCAGGCACUUAGGGCAGUGCUGAUUGUGACGUCGCAGCGCGAAGGCACGAAACAGAAUAACAACCCGCAAUGGUACCAUCACUGCUUUGAGAGCGCUAAGGAGUGUUUUAACGAGCUACCGACGCGCGAGAAAAGCUUUAACCGGGAUGAUCGCAUCCACGGAGCGCUGAUCGUUUUCAAUGAGAUUCUGCGAAGCUCAAAUUCCGCCUGGGAGAAAAAGUACAACCAACUGGAGAGUUUAAACGUGGACCGUCGAACGCGUCACGUUGAUGAUAGUCACGGCAUCUUUCCUCGGAUUCGGGUUCCGUUUAUGGACAAACUCAGCGGUAGCAGUUCCAGUAGCGCCGGCUAUUCUUCACUUAGUAGUGAUGUGAAAUUCUUCCGGCAGAACAGUUCCAUUCAGGAGUCGGCCACCUGUCGGAAUUUGGUUAAUGAAAAUUACGACUUAAUUUGCCAGAAGGUCUUAGAGCAACGCAAUUCCAAGAGUCCCUACGUGAUUCAAUCGAUGCUGACGAUUCUGCCACGGUUGGCUGCCUUUAACAGGCGCGACUUUGUCAACAACCAUCUAAAGACGGUUGUUAACUAUUUGAUUACCACGCUGAAGAGUAAAGAGAAGGAACGCAACUUUGCGUUCAUCACCCUGGGUUACAUUGCGGUCGCCGUUGAGAAAGAAAUCGAGCGGCACAUCAAACGUAUCAUGGAAGUCGUGACGGCGGCUCUGCCCCCGAAAGACACUCCCAGCAAAAAGAAACCCUGUGUCGAUCCGUUUGUGUUCAUGUGCAUCACGCUGUUGGGACACGCGCUGAAGAGUGCGAUAACGUCGGAUAUUAAAAAUAUCCUUGCCUCGAUGCUGUCUACUGGAUUGAGCACCGGGCUGACGGUUUGUCUGCACGAGCUGUGCGAAAAUGUUCCCCAGGUCAAGCAGGACAUCACUAGCGGGUUGUUGAAGAUUUUGUCCUGUGUGCUGAUGAAUAAACCUUUGCCCCAGUGGCUGCCGGGACGGGGACAAGCAGCCAUCAACACCAACGUGUACGAGCAGCAGGUUCAGGACACUCCGACCACGGUUCUGGCGCUCCGUACGCUUGGAACGUUUAACUUCGAGGGACACAGUUUGCUGCCGUUCGUGCAACGUUGCGCGGAUCAUUUUCUCGUCAGCGAGCAGCAGGAGAUUCGUAUCGAAGCCGUACAGACGUGCACACUUCUGCUGAAACUGGCCCUGCAAUCGGUGGAUUCAGUUGACGUUUCAGAAACGCUGACCCAAACCGUCGGCAACGUGCUGGAAAAGAUACUGAUUGUCGGAAUUACCGAUGUUGAUCCGAAUGUACGACUGAGGGUGCUGAAAUCAUUGGACGAUAGUUUCGACUCGCAGCUCGCUCAGCCGUGGUUCCUAAGUUCGCUGCUGAUCACUAUGAACGACGAGGUUUUCGAGAUACGGGAGCUAGCGAUUAUAAUUAUUGGCCGACUAUCGGCAAUCAAUCCGGCCUAUGUGAUGCCGCGAUUACGCAAGACAAUGGUACAGAUUCUGACGGAGCUGGAGCACUCCGGGAUGAGUAGAAAUAAGGAACAAAGUGCCCGGAUGUUGGAUCAUUUGAUCGUAAGCACGCCGCGGUUGAUUUCCUCGUACAUGAGACCAAUUUUGACGAUUCUGGUGCCGAAACUGAAAGAGCCGGAGUCGAAUCCGGGGGUUGUGUUGAACGUUUUGAGAGCGAUUGGUGACUUGGCCGAAGUGAAUGGGGGUCAUCAGGUGCUUGAGAAAUGGUCCGAUGAGCUGCUCGCUACUUUACUGGAGAUGUUGAGCGACGCUGGAUCAACAGAUAAGCGAGCUGUGGCGUUGUGGACGCUUGGGCAGUUGGUUAGUGCUACCGGACAGGCAGUUUCCCCUUACCACAAGUAUCCAAAUUUGAUUGAUAUUUUGAUCAACUUUUUAAAAACCGAACAACAGUCCUACGUUCGAAGGGAGACGAUUCGCGUUUUGGGAUUGCUCGGUGCUCUGGAUCCGUACAAGCAUAAGAUGAAUCGUGGUUUGAUUGAUAGUCAAACGAACAAUAUUUUGAUAUCGAUUUCGGAUGCUAAAAUGGACGAGUAUACCGAUCUCUCAACGUCGGAAAUGUUGAUCAACAUGGGCAAUCAGCUGGAAGAGUACUAUCCUGCGGUAGCGAUUUCCACUCUGAUGAAAAUUCUUCGCGAUCCGACACUUUCGCACCACCACAUCAGCGUCGUUCAGGCGAUCACUUUCAUCUUCAAAAGCCUGGGCAUCAAAUGCGUUCCCUACCUGUCGCAGGUGCUACCCAGCUUAUUGGGUAACAUACGGAACGCCGAAAUGAACCUGAAAGAGUUCCUCUUCCAGCAACUGUCAGUACUGAUCGAGAUCGUGAAGCAGCACAUCAUCAGCUUCAUGGAUGAAAUCUUCCAGCUCAUCCGUAGUUUCUGGAAUAGUAAUUAUCCCUUGCAGUCGACGCUGAUCAUUUUGGUGGAGAAAAUCGCAAUCGCUCUGGGCUGUGAGUUCAAAAUCUACCUUCCCCAGCUGAUGCCGCAGAUUCUGCGUGUGCUGCUGCAUGAUAACUCCACCAAUCGAACGGUCACCGUUAAGUUGUUAUCUGCUUUGCAAAAGUUCGGCAACAACCUGGACUAUUAUCUCCAUCUAAUAAUCCCGGCAAUCGUGAAACUGUUCGAACCGAUCGAUGUUCCGUUCGCGGUCUCGCUAGCAGCACUGGAAACCAUAAACUAUCUAGCGGAAAUCUUAGAUUUUACCGAUUUCUCCUCGCGCAUAAUUCACCCCUUGGUGCGUGUCUUGGAUAACCAUCCGGGCCACCUACAAACAGCCGCACUGCAAACUCUGUGUUCGAUCAUGAUACAACUGGGCAAAAAAUACCUUGUAUUCGUGCCGCUCGUCAAUCGCGUUAUGAUUAAACAUAAAAUUUCCUACACCGAAUACAACAAGCUGCUGACGAAGCUGCAAAGCAGCACAACCUUAGCGCUGGACGAUGAGUUCCGUCUACGGCAGGCCCGAUUCAAAAAUCGGGAAAUGUCUCUGGCCAGCGACACCACAAUCCGCAAGCUGAACGUCUCCACCGCUGAUCUGCAACUAGCGUUCAAAGCCAACCGACGCGUAUCGAAGGACGAUUGGCUGGAGUGGCUCCGAAGGCUGAGCAUUGGUUUGCUGAAGGAAUCCAAGAGUCCAGCUUUGCGCUCCUGUCGGACGCUGGCUCAAAACUACCCCCAGCUGUUGAAGGAUUUAUUUAAUGCAGCCUUCGUUAGCUGCUGGACCGAUCUACCGGAGAAUUUGAAGGAGGAACUAUCUUCUAGCUUGCAGCAGGCACUGAUGGUGCCAGAUUUGCCGGAAAUUACGCAGACUAUUUUGAAUUUAGCCGAGUUCAUGGAACACUGCGAGAACGAUUCACUUCGUAUCGAUCCGAAGUUGCUCGGUGAACGGGCGAUGGAAUGCCGAGCCUAUGCUAAAGCCCUGCACUAUAAAGAGGAGGAGUUCCACAACAUGAAGGAAAAGGAUCAAAGCGUUUUCGAGUCGUUGAUAUUGAUCAACAAUAAAUUGCAGCAAAAGGAAGCCGCCGAAGGGCUACUGGAGUAUGCGAUGGAGCAUCGAAGUGCCUCGGAGGAAAUGAAGGUGCAGGUUCGGUGGUAUGAGAAAUUGCACAGUUGGGAGAAGGCACUGGUUCUGUAUGAGGACAAGCUGGCGGGAAAUCCGAACGAUCUGGAAUCACGGCUAGGUCAGAUGCGUUGCCUAGAAGCACUGGGAGAGUGGUCCACUUUAAAUACACUGACCAAGGAGAAGUGGGAAUCGCUGGGAACCGAAGGGCAAACUAAAGCUGGCAGGUUAGCGGCGGCAGCUGCUUGGGGUUUGAAGGAUUGGGAAGGUAUGAAGGAGUUUGUUAAGUUUAUUCCAGAAGAAACGCAGGAUGGGUCGUUCUACCGGGCGGUUUUAGCCAUUCACCAUAGAGAGUACGAUGUGGCGCAGACGUUGAUUGAUGAUACCCGCGAUCUGUUGGAUACGGAAUUGACCGCCAUGGCGGGUGAAUCGUACGAACGUGCGUACGGAGCGAUGGUGUGCGUUCAAAUGCUGGCGGAGCUGGAGGAAGUUAUUCAAUAUAAGUUGAUCCCCGAGCGACAGGAAACAAUCAAAGCCAUGUGGUGGGAUCGGCUGCUUGGUGGUCAACGAUUGGUCGAGGAUUGGCAGCGCAUUUUGCAGGUGCACUCACUUGUCGUUCAUCCAGCGAACGACGUGCGCACGUGGCUUAAGUUUGCUUCGCUCUGCCGGAAGAGCGGUUCACUAAAGCUUUCAGAGAAAACGUUGGUUAUGCUACUGCGGUACGAUCCGGCCGAGUAUCCGGAUCAUCCGUUAGAGUUUAUGGAGCCGGAUAUAAGUUUUGCCUAUACAAAGCAUAUUUGGAUGGCCGGUGAAAGACAGCGGGCUUACGAUCAGCUGAAUCGACUCGUGGCGGACAUCAGCACGGAGGGAACUGUCGAGCUAGAGGAAAAGGUUGAGAAUCGACGCUUGCUUGCGCGAUGCUACAUGAAGCUGGGACAGUGGCAAAACCAGCUGCAGGGUCUUAACGAACAAUCCAUCAAGGGGAUACUGGCAUGCUACGAAAAGGCAACCAGGCACGAUUCGAACUGGUACAAAGCGUGGCAUUUGUGGGCGUACAUGAACUUUGAGGUUGUUCAGAAUCAAAAACAGCAGGAAGACCUACAGAAAAAUCCUGGGGGAGAUAAGGAGAAGUGUAUGAUUCGUCAGUAUGCCGUUCCGGCAGUGGAAGGCUUUUUCCGCUCGAUUAACCUGUCGCACGGUAAUUCCUUGCAGGAUACUUUACGGUUACUAACGCUUUGGUUCGACUACGGUCAGUAUCCAAAGGUGUUCGACGCUCUACUGGAGGGAAUGCGUAUGAUUGAGAUUAACACCUGGCUGCAGGUCAUUCCACAGUUGAUCGCUCGGAUCGAUACCCCACGCAAUCUGGUUGGUGAAUUAAUUCACCAACUGUUGAAUGAUAUCGGUAAAUGCCAUCCGCAGGCUCUGGUAUACCCACUAACCGUUGCUUCUAAUUCGGCCUCGAAGGCCCGCCGACAGGCAGCUCAUAAAAUUCUCAACUCCAUGGGCGAACAUUCGUCGACUCUCGUCAAGCAAGCGAUCAUGUGCAGCGAGGAGUUGAUACGGGUCGCCAUUCUAUGGCACGAACAGUGGCACGAGGGACUGGAGGAAGCCUCGCGACUAUACUUCGGCGAGCGGAAUAUUAAAGGUAUGUUCGAAACACUGGAACCGUUGCACGAAAUGCUUCAACGUGGACCACAAACCUUGAAGGAAACUUCCUUCAACCAGGCUUAUGGAAGGGAUUUAAACGAAGCGCAAGAAUGGUGUAAACACUAUAAGAACUCCGGCAACAUUCGUGACCUAAACCAGGCCUGGGAUCUGUACUACCACGUAUUCCGGCGAAUCUCUCGCCAGCUGCCGCAGCUUACCUUCCUAGAGCUGCAGUACGUCAGUCCAAAGCUGCUGGCCUGUCGCGAUCUAGAGCUGGCCGUUCCAGGAAGCUACGCACCUGGUCAAGAGUUGAUCCGAAUCGCCAGCCUGCAGUCCAACAUGCAGGUUAUCACCUCCAAGCAGCGACCGCGAAAACUCUGCAUCCGUGGCUCCAACGGCAAAGAAUACAUGUUCCUAUUGAAGGGUCAUGAAGAUUUGCGCCAAGAUGAGCGCGUUAUGCAGCUAUUCGGUCUGGUCAACACCCUGCUACUGAACGAUCCGGACACGUUCCGGAGAAAUUUGACCAUCCAGCGGUACGCUGUUAUCCCUCUAAGCACCAACUCCGGGCUGAUCGGUUGGGUCCCACACUGUGACACGCUCCACACCCUGAUCAGAGACUAUCGUGACAAGAAAAAAACGAUGCUCAACAUCGAGCAUAGGAUAAUGCUAAGGAUGGCACCAGACUACGACCAUCUGACGCUGAUGCAGAAGGUCGAAGUGUUCGAGUACGCGUUGGAUCUCACCAAGGGUGACGAUCUCGCGAAACUACUCUGGCUGAAAAGUCCCUCAUCGGAGGUGUGGUUCGACAGAAGAACCAACUAUACGCGUUCGCUGGCGGUGAUGUCGAUGGUUGGUUACAUCCUCGGACUGGGCGAUCGCCAUCCCUCGAACCUGAUGUUGGACCGGCUGAGUGGAAAAAUUCUACACAUUGAUUUCGGAGAUUGCUUCGAGGUGGCAAUGACGCGCGAAAAAUUCCCGGAAAAAAUCCCCUUCCGGCUGACCCGCAUGCUGAUCAACGCAAUGGAAGUGACCGGUAUCGAGGGCACCUACCGGCGUACCUGCGAAAGUGUGAUGAACGUGCUACGGCGCAACAAGGACAGUCUGAUGGCCGUGCUGGAAGCGUUCGUGUAUGAUCCAUUACUAAAUUGGCGCUUGCUGGAUGCGGACAAAAAUCGCCGUUCGAAGAAUGCCACCGAUGUGGACAGUACGACCGAAAGUAUGGAGGAAACUUUGGACUUGCUGGCGGCUAAUGCCCGUAAUUUGCGGGUUAACGAACCGAACGCUAACGCCGGUGGGGAUCAGGUGACCGACCAGGGCAGUAACUGUGUGGCUAAUCCGGCUGAAGCUACAAAUAACAAGGCUCGGGCUAUCGUCGAUCGGGUCAAGCAGAAGCUUACCGGCAAAGACUUUAACAAUGUGGAACCAGUGUCGGUGCAGAGGCAAAUCGAUCUACUGAUCCGCCAGGCUACCAAUAACGAGAACCUCUGCCAGUGCUAUAUCGGAUGGUGUCCGUUCUGGUAGAGAGCGCAACUCUACUUUUUGAAUGCCUUUUGGUGUGUUGCUUUGCUUUCUUUACAUAUUCUUGGGAUGUACAUUUCCAAUGGUAUUGAAAGGAGAGGUAGAGGUGCAACACCUCAGUUUAUCCUAAAGUAAGGUGGUGUACGUUAUAAAGAGUAUGAAUACAAUAAACUAGUAAUAACGCGUUAGAUUACCUGUCACUUACGGACAGGAAUAGUUAAAACUUUAUGUAGUAAUUGGGUUGUUUAGCUAUAUACAAAUUUCAGAUUUAAAACUAGUAUAACUAAUCAACCCAAUUUUGUCACCGUGAAAUUCAAGCUACAAGCUUAGAUUCACACAUUGCAAACUUGACUAAUAUCCUUACACUGUAAUAAAUGUCGUAUAAUAUAAGCAGUUAAGCACGCUAAA